AGUCUGAAAAUUAUUGCUAAUGCUGACCGAUGUUACUCACUUCUUACAUUUUAUUGUGUUAUCAAGUCGGUUAUUUAAGCAAAAUACAAAAGUUCAUAAUGGUAUUUUAUUCCUUGGUGUUUAUCAUACUUUUAAUAACUCCAGCAUUUUCUAGGCAUCUACCAAGGUAUGAAGAUAUGGAUGAAGACGAGCAGAUGUUAUACAGAGCGGCGUACGAAACGCCCUCUUACGAUCAUUACGAACACGAAGAAAACGACAGUUCUAUGGCUAAAUUCGAUUUACUAAGAGAUGUGGUAUGGGCUGUCAAUGCGAAGAAUAAAGAGCUUAAAGCUUUUACUAAAGCUCUGGCUGCGAACUUGUUGUCUACUAAGCUAAAGCUUAAAGAACUGAUAGCAAGUGGCGUACUUAUUAAAAAACCUGUGCAUUUACAUGAACCACCAGAAAAGAAGAGACCUAAUCAUGAUUAUCAGGCCGCACCGCAACAAUACGAGCCGUACGCACCGCAACAUGCUCACAACCCCUACUAUGGAUAUUAAAGUCGAAUAUAUUACACAAAAAUAGCAGGAUUUAUCGUUAAACUUUUUUAUUUUAAAGUACAAGAGAUUACUUGAAGGAUUAUUA
This is a messenger RNA of Papilio xuthus (Asian swallowtail), 621 nucleotides long. RefSeq lists its product as uncharacterized. Bases 30 to 536 code for a protein of 168 amino acids. The record is from RefSeq and is a predicted model, not a curated record. Lineage: Eukaryota; Metazoa; Arthropoda; Insecta; Lepidoptera; Papilionidae. The transcript is spliced from 3 exons.